Thermothielavioides terrestris NRRL 8126 is the source of this 1747-nucleotide messenger RNA. RefSeq lists its product as uncharacterized. The coding region runs from base 128 to 1549 and encodes 473 amino acids. Gene Ontology annotation, molecular function: transmembrane transporter activity. The record is from RefSeq and is a predicted model, not a curated record. Gene Ontology annotation, biological process: transmembrane transport. NCBI's taxonomy places the organism in Eukaryota, Fungi, Ascomycota, Sordariomycetes, Sordariales, Chaetomiaceae. The transcript is spliced from 5 exons.
AGUAUGCGUUCCCCCCCCCCCCCCCCUUUCCGUGCCCGUGAUCGUGCCCCACGCAGGAACUGAGUGGACUGAUGCAACUCCUGUAUGUAGUGCGAGCUUCACGGCCGCGCAGUUUAUCACUGCCAUGAUGUGGGGCCGUAUUGCUGACUCCAGCCGGUUCGGCCGCAAGACCGUCUUGAUGAUCGGUCUCGCCGGUACAAUGCUGUCGUGUAUUGGCUUCGCUUUCUCCACCUCGUUUGCUCAAGCUCUGUUCUUCAGGUCCAUCGGCGGCAUUACGAACGGUAAUGUGGGCGUGCUAAGAACCAUGAUCAGCGAGACAGUUAGGGAGAAGAAGUACCAGUCCAGGGCGUUUCUGCUACUGCCCAUGACCUUCAACAUCGGUGUCAUCAUCGGGCCCAUUCUCGGAGGCAUCCUCUCGGACCCCGCCGGGAGUUAUCCCAGCCUGUUUGGCCACAUCGACUUUUUCAAUCGCUUCCCAUAUGCCACCCCGAACCUUGUUUCCGCCUUCUUUCUCUUCUGCGCGAUGCUUGGCGUGUGGCUGUUCCUGGAAGAGACGCUCGACUCGCGGUUGGACAAGCGCGACAGGGGGUUGGAGCUAGGACGAUGGUUGCGUGGGUUGCUUUCGGGUCACCGCUCCGGGGCUGCAUACAUGCCGCUGGCGAGCCAGGACACCAGUUCCGAUUUUGAUGUCCCGCACCUGGAUGGGCUGAGAUACUCAGGCCAGCCCUCGAUUUCUGAUGCCACGCCGACACCGAAACAUCCCCGACGCCGGUAUACCCAGAGGCUCGCCUUCCGCCGCAUCUUCACCGCGAAUGUCGUCUCUACACUUACCUCCAGCUUCCUCCUGGCUUUCCACCUCGGCACCUUCAACUCUCUUUGGUUCGUCUUCCUCUCCACCCCCGUCUACGAUCCGGCCCGCGGACCGGAGUCGCCCGAAGCCCUCGAGCGCCGAUUGCCGUUCAUCUUUACCGGAGGUCUUGGCCUCCGGCCGCCCCAGGUGGGCAUGGCAAUGGCCACCCUCGGCAUGAUCGGGAUUGGGCUCCAGCUCGGCAUUUACCCCCGGCUCUCGGCAUGGCUCGGCACCGUCAAGAGCUGGCGUCUAUUCCUCCUCGUCUUCCCUUUCACGUACUUCAUGGUGCCAUACUUGAGCCUGGUGCCUUCUGUCAGUCCCCCGCCGCACCCAAAAGAUGGCUUUGCCGUCUGGGCGGCCAUUGUGGGCUUGGUAUCUUUCCAGGUCAUUGGCCGCACCUUCGCGCUUCCGGCACAGACUAUCCUCGUCAAUAACUGCUCGCCCCACCCCAGCGUCCUCGGCACAAUCCAUGGGAUCGGGCAGAGCGUGAGUAGUUUUGCAAGAACCAUGGGGCCUAUGCUCUGCAGCUACUGGUAUGGUGUAGGCUUGGCCAAGGGGGUCGUGGGUGCCGUCUUUUGGGGGCUUAGUGGAGUUGCAGCUUUGAACGUUUUAGCGAGCCUCCGUGUUCGCGAGGGUGAUGGGCACGAGAUAUGGCUCGAGGGCGACGAGGAUGACGAAGCGGGAUCCGGACGCCAUUGAGGCGGGUAGGCUGCAGUGCGGGAAGAAGAACCGGGAGGAGCCGAAAAUGAAGAAGUCAUCACCUUGGCAGGUAUUCGUGCAGCCAAACAGCAUAGACCGGCCAAACUGUCAAUUUUACCGCCAUUGGCCAGCCACGAGGGAGGCUAACUGCCCGAGGGAACCAAGACCAUCCCUACAUUCACUUUGAGCAGUCCAGCG